UUGGCUGGAGUGGGCGGAUCUGCAGGUGUCCUACGCUCUUAGAGAGGCAGGGUUAGGAGAAGGUGAUCAAUCUCCAUCCGUCUACAUUAGCAAUCACCUUAAACUAGUGACAGACACGAACGAGAAAGCCAAAGCAAAUGAGUUUAAUGUAUUUGGUUUUAAACCCCGGGAACACACUCUGAAUAGACUACAAGAAGUCCAGCUAAAGGCCAGACACGUGCGCCAUAUAAACAUUGCUGCAUAUCUGCAGCUUUGAGGAGAGUUUUAGACGACAUCUAUUUGGUGAGGUUCCUCGGUCGGUUUGCCUUCCUGAACUAUUGCAUUGGUGGAUAUUUUUUUAUCGUCUGUUCAGACUGCAAAGAAAAAAAAAAUCAGAAGAGGAGAAGGACGGAGGGUUCUGAAAAAAGUAACUUAAAUUGGGUCCGUCCUUCGUCAAACUGCAACAUCGGGGGAAAUCGAACUAUUGGCAAGAUCUGGGGGGACCCGUGACUGCCUCUAGCAUGAUGUCAUACCUCAAACAGCCCCCCUACGCCAUGAACGGCCUGGGGCUGAGCGGCGCAGCCAUGGACCUACUGCACCCGUCGGUCGGAUACCCAGCAACGCCCAGAAAGCAGAGGCGGGAAAGAACGACAUUCACGCGCUCACAGCUUGAUAUUCUCGAGGCGCUCUUUGCCAAAACUCGUUACCCGGACAUAUUUAUGAGAGAGGAGGUGGCACUGAAGAUCAACCUUCCCGAGUCCAGAGUUCAGGUGUGGUUUAAGAACCGUCGUGCUAAAUGUCGUCAGCAGCAGCAGAGUGGCAGCAACACUAAAGCUCGGCCCGCAAAGAAGAAAUCUUCACCCACCCGGGAGAGCACGGGCUCGGAGAGCAGCGGCCAGUUCACCCCUCCUGCCGUCUCCAGCGCUGGCUCUUCCUCCUCCUCCUCUUCCUCAACCAAUAACACAGGCAUCAGUAGCACCUCUACCUCUAUCAGUACUGUCUCCUCAAUCUGGAGCCCUGCCAUUUCUCCAGGCUCCGCUCCCCCGUCUGUCUCCCUGCCGGAGCCCGUCGCUCCCUCAAACGCCUCCUGCAUGCAGCGCUCCGUCUCAGGCACGGCCAGCUCCUCCUACCCCAUGCCCUACAACCAGACCACCGGCUACAGCCAGGGCUACCCGACUCCUUCUGGUUCUUACUUCAGCGGUGUGGACUGUGGCUCCUAUCUGGCCCCCAUGCACUCUCACCACCACCCUCAUCAGCUCAGCCCCAUGACGGCGUCGUCCAUGCCCACGCACCCCCACCACCACAUCAGUCAGUCCUCAGGACAUCACCACCACCAUCAUCACCAGGCCUACAGUGGCACUGGCCUGGCCUUCAAUUCUUCUGACUGCCUGGAUUACAAGGAGCAAACGGCCUCCUCCUGGAAGCUCAACUUCAACACUACAGACUGUUUGGACUACAAAGACCAAGCGUCCUGGAGGUUCCAAGUCUUGUGAUCUGAUUUUUUUAAAAUGCCCUCCAUUUUCACAAUCUCUCUGUUUUAAUAGUGUGCUGAGUUUAAGGAAAAAAAAAUAUAUGGACUUGCAGAUUUUAACAAAAUAGUUAGAUGUUCGUCACAUUUUUAAAAGUGA
Onychostoma macrolepis is the source of this 1607-nucleotide messenger RNA. RefSeq names its product orthodenticle homeobox 1 (gene otx1). The record is from RefSeq and is a predicted model, not a curated record. Gene Ontology annotation, cellular component: nucleus. The transcript has 4 exons. Gene Ontology annotation, molecular function: RNA polymerase II cis-regulatory region sequence-specific DNA binding; DNA-binding transcription factor activity, RNA polymerase II-specific. The coding region runs from base 501 to 1472 and encodes 323 amino acids. NCBI's taxonomy places the organism in Eukaryota, Metazoa, Chordata, Actinopteri, Cypriniformes, Cyprinidae. Gene Ontology annotation, biological process: regulation of transcription by RNA polymerase II; multicellular organism development.